AUGCAUCGCGGCAGUCUUGCCAAUGUGAUCUAUGAUCGAAGUGAAAAGAUUUCACUUCGACGUAAACUUUCCAUGGCAUGUCAUAUCGUCAGUGGUAUGCGAAAAUUACAUGCUCAUUGUUUGAUUCAUCGAGAUAUUCGCCCUGAUAAUAUUUUGGUUUCAAACAAUUAUACAGCUAAAAUCGGUGAUAUGGGUAUUGCACAUAUAUUCAAUCCAGAGGAGAAGCACACAUUGAUAGGUUGUCUGCCUUUUAUGCCACCUGAAUUUCAUCGUGGAGAUGGUCAGUAUGAUCAAUCUCUCGAUAUAUUCACUUAUGGAUUGACACUCAACGAAUUAUUUACCGAAAAAGCACAUCAAUUUAAUAAAGCAAUCAAACGUAUCAAACUGACAGAGCAGAGUCCAAUCUUUGCUGAUCUAAUUACUCAAUGCAUUAAUGAUGAACCGAUUCGACGACCAACAGCAGUCCAACUCCAAGAUAUACUCUAUAGCUUCCGACGAGCGUCUGACAAACAUAUCCAAGAAAAACAUUCAAACUAUGCAAGUCAAACAUUAACAGCUAAAAAUAACAUUCUCGUGAAGUUCUACAACGAAUAUAAAAAACAGAAACGUCCCAUAGAGCCAAAACCAGUCUCUAUACCACCAAGACCGCAUAUGGAUUCUGAUUUAAUACGUCAACAUUUCGAUGACAUGAUCAAACAGUUCAAUCACAUUCGUCGACCUGAUUUUCGUCAAGAAAAAGAUCAGAAAUGUUCUCCACAUUUCAUCAACUGGAUGAAAUAUUUUGACGAUGAAAGCAUCGAUAACAUGAGUCCUAAAUUUGAAAAGGAUGACAUAAAAAUUGAUCGACGACCACCACCAGCUUUAUCACCAUCACCAAACUUUCUUCGAGUUCAAGAUGAAGGUCAUCAACAGUUUCUCAACAUUCAUCGUCAAAAUUUUUCUCCUUUUGCAGAUCCAUUUCGACCAGUUGACAUGAACCGCGAUAUUGAGCAACGUUUACAACGAUUUCAUUUUGAUGAUGAUUUCGAUCGACAUGCUGCACAAGCUCAUCGUAUGAUGCAACAGUUCAAAUAG
Rotaria sp. Silwood2 is the source of this 1074-nucleotide messenger RNA. Lineage: Eukaryota; Metazoa; Rotifera; Eurotatoria; Philodinida; Philodinidae. The record is from the annotation of a GenBank genome assembly.